This is a messenger RNA of Castor canadensis (American beaver), 6122 nucleotides long. Lineage: Eukaryota; Metazoa; Chordata; Mammalia; Rodentia; Castoridae. The record is from RefSeq and is a predicted model, not a curated record.
GGCUCCCUCCUAAGGAGAGCAAGUUUAAAAGUGGGUUUUGAUCCAUGAAUUCUUACUUUACAACCAGUUUGACUGGGGUGCUUCUCUUUUGUGCUUACCUUUUAGAAUUCCUAAGUGUAUAUUUUCACAAAAACCAACAUAGUUCUCUACUUUGAAAAAUUUGUCUAUAUUCUUGGCUGGCCUCAUUAACUGCUUGCACAAGGGAAAAGCAAUGUAACUGUUUAUGUGACACUGUCCAUUUUCUCAGAUUUGUGACCCGGAAGGAAAUCUCUGGUCUCAGUUGUGGCUCUUAGUGCUGGCCAGAAGCCAACUUCAUGUCUGAGCGCACGAGUGGCAGUUUGCCAUGGAGAGCUUGGGGCUGCAGACGGUGACCCUCAGUGACGGAACAACAGCCUAUGUCCAGCAAGCUGUGAAAGGAGAGAAGCUUCUUGAAGGGCAAGUGAUUCAGCUUGAGGAUGGAACCACUGCAUAUAUUCACCAAGUGACAGUACAGAAAGAGGGCUAUGACCCCGGCGCCCUGGAAGCUGUUCAGCUGGAAGAUGGCUCCACUGCCUAUAUUCACCACCCUGUCACUGUGCCGCCAGAUGGCACCAUCCUGGCUGUGCAGACAGAGGUGGGCUUGGAGGACCUGGUUGCAGAGGAUGAUGAGGCCUUCAGCACAGACACAGUGGUGGCCCUGGAGCAGUAUGCGAGCAAGGUUCUGCAUGACAGCCAAACUCCCCAUAAUGGAAAAGGGCAACAGGUUGGAGACAGAGCAUUCCGCUGUGGCUACAAGGGCUGUGGACGUCUCUACACGACCGCCCAUCACUUAAAGGUGCAUGAACGUGCUCACACGGGUGACCGACCAUACAGGUGUGACUUCCCCAGCUGUGGAAAGGCCUUUGCCACAGGCUACGGACUGAAGAGCCAUGUUCGUACCCAUACUGGUGAGAAACCAUACAAGUGCCCAGAGGAGCUGUGCAACAAGGCCUUCAAGACAUCAGGAGACCUGCAGAAGCACGUCCGGACCCACACUGGUGAACGCCCGUUCCGGUGCCCUUUUGAGGGCUGUGGCCGCUCCUUUACCACAUCUAAUAUCCGCAAGGUACAUGUGCGCACCCACACAGGCGAGCGGCCCUACACCUGUCCUGAGCCCCACUGUGGCCGUGGCUUCACCAGUGCCACCAACUACAAGAAUCACGUGCGCAUCCAUACAGGGGAGAAGCCAUAUGUUUGCACGGUGCCAGGCUGCGGGAAGCGCUUCACUGAGUACUCGAGCCUGUACAAGCACCAUGUGGUGCACACGCACUGCAAGCCCUACACCUGCAGCACCUGUGGCAAGACCUACCGGCAAACUUCCACCCUGGCCAUGCACAAGCGCAGUGCCCAUGGAGAGCUGGAGGCCACUGAGGAGAGCGAACAGGCCCUCUACGAGCAGCAGCAGCUUGAGGCUGCCUCUGCAUCUGAGGAAAGCCCACCACCCAAACGAGCCCGCAUUGCUUACCUUUCGGAGAUGAAGGAAGAAGGUGAUGACAUCCCAGCCCAAGUGGCCAUGGUGACCGAGGAGGAUGGGGCUCCCCAGGUGGCUCUGAUCACGCAGGAUGGUGCCCAGCAGGUCAGCCUGUCCCCAGAAGACCUGCAGGUCCUGGGGAGUGCCAUCAGUGUGGUGACCCAGCAUGGCAGCACUACCCUCACCAUCCCCAGUCAUGACAAUGACCUGGCCACAUCUGGCACACAUACUGUCACCAUGGUCAGCGCCGACGGCACCCAGACGCAGCCCGUCACAAUCAUUACCUCUGGGGCUGUGGUGGCCGAGGACUCAAGUGUUGCAUCCCUUCAUCAUCAACAGGUGGCGCUGUUGGCCACAGCCAAUGGAACACACAUUGCAGUGCAGCUGGAGGAGCAGCAGUCCUUAGAGGAGGCCAUCAGUGUGGCCACCGCUGCCAUGCAGCAAGGGGCUGUAACCCUGGAGACCACAGUGUCAGAGAACGGCUGCUGAACCCAGGAGGGCUGGCUCCCGCACCGUGCUGGAGGAAGUGCCAUGCUCACAGGCAGCCCUGCCUCCAAGGGCCCCAGCUGUGGCUGACACAUGGAAGGUGGCCACAUAGUCCUCUGGGGUGAGAAGGUAGCAGAAAAGUGGCCUAACUGAAGGGGAGGGGAACCCUGUCCAAGAUGAGGCCAGGCAGCAGGCAGCGAGAGCUGAGGAGAACCAAGAACCAGCCUGACCAGCAGGCCACACUGGGCACCUACUCUCUUUCCUCUGGAGAACCCCCUUCCCGCUUCAGUCCACUCCCCAUCUCUGGUGGAGAUGGGGGCUAGAUGGACACUGACCUCUACCCUGACUGGUCACAGCCCACCAGGGGAAAGGGCAAAUAGCUCUUCAGCCCAGUGGGGGCAGAGUGGGCCAGUGCCACCCUUCCCAGCAAUAACCACCUCCUUCAGGCAGCCAAGAUGCCUGGCCAAUUGGCACUAGGGACUUUCUGCCACCACAGUCAGAAUUAAUUCCUCAGGGGCCUGUGGCUGGAGUAAAAGUACCCAGCUCCCACCCCACCCACCCAGCUGUCCCCCAACCUCUCUGUGGCAGAGAGGCAGGGAGUGGCCUGUACAUAGACUGCUGGGGAUGGGGUUUAAUUUGUUUUGUGGUUUGGUUUUUUUAAAUUACAUUUUGAUAAUUAUUUUUUUUCCUGCUCUGGGUGAUGGUGGCAAAUGGGUGAAUGAAUAUUUAAUAAAAGUUCCAAGUUUCCACCUGGGUUCUUCCAUCCUUUCAGCUCUCAGCCCUGAUGGCAGGGCUGAGUCAGCUUUCACUCCUAUGUCCUUGGGACAAACCCUUUCAGCCUCAAUGCCUGAUUGGUAGGCUCGCCUACCUGGGGCCCAGAAGGGAGGGAGACCCACCGUAAGCUCCCUAAGGAGCUGCUAGUGGCUUCCCGUCCACACUUGAACACUUGGGCUGCAGGGUACCUAGACAGGACCAGAGUGACCGCUGCUUCCAGGCUCUGGCUAAAUCUUAGGCCUCAAGAUGGAUAGGCUGGAAGAACAUUGGGUUUUUCUGCCUUGCCUUUGUGGAAGAUAGCCUGAGCCCCUCCAGCCCUGGCUCCCCUCUACUGCACACAGUCAACUGUCCAAGAGGGCAAAGACCCAGGUUCUAGUGGCUGGGGUGCCUUGGCUAGUGUUACUGGGGUCCUCAUGUCUCACUGUUCUGAUGUUGAAGUCCUUGUUCCAUUACCCAGAUCUGAAAGGGGUGACUUAGGUGUCUAGGACCAUGCAAUAGGAUUCCAAAGCCAUAAGCUGAUCCCACUAAAGUGGUAAGUGCAGACCAGCCCCACAGCAGGAAGAGGGGGAGGAGACACCUCAUGGAAAGAUGCUAUGGGUUUGACCCCACCUAGAUAGGAACAUUGUAGGAAUUGGAGGUGCCCCUUUUCCUCUCUCCUUCUUCUCUCUUCACUGUGCACCUUCCUGCCCCUUGAGACUGGAGCUCUUCCCUUGACCUCUCCUAGGUUGCCUAGAAAGCUCCCAUUACUCUUGACACCAGCCCCAUGGAAACAGAGGGGCUGGAGCGUGCUACCAGGGACUGGGGCUCAUAAUUAGCCUGAGCAGGCCUCAUCAACAUGCCAUGACCACUGGUGUGGGUGAUUCCCAGCCCUCAUAGGCAUUGGAUCUAAAGAAACAGAAGCACUGAUGCAGAAGGCCCUGAGUCUCCCUGCCCUGAGGUGGGGGCCCAUGGCAUGACUCACCCUGUGUACUUCAGAUGCCAUCAUUGGUGUCUUCAAAGUCUUUGGGCCAAGAGUGAGCAGAGAUCUGAGUGAUUUUAGAGCCAAUGCCCAGGGAAGGGGAAAUCAGCAAAUGAAGUGCCAAGUCUGCUGACCUGGAGAGGUGCCCUGGCCCAGUUCCUCCUCCAGCUUUAUGGUGCUGCCUUUGUUUCUUCUGCUUGGGUGGAGUCCCAUCAUGGGAUUAUGUUGGAUGGUACUAAAAGAAAUGCUUUAUCCAGAGCCCACUAUAUACUUAACAUCCAUUUCUUGAACAUCCUUACAACUCUGUGAGGUUGGUGUUUUUCCACCUUACCAAGAGGAAACGGCUCAAGGAUGUUAAGUAACUUAUACAAGCCUCCCACCUGGUAAGUGUGACUCCCUGCCUGUCUAACUCCAAAGUCAAGAUGGACUUUCUUUUUCCCUCAUUGAGCUGCUUCUCGGAGCUUGGGGCAAGGAGACUUCUAAAAGGGCCGCAUACACCCAAGGAGUCAGGCCCAUCAAAGCGAGGGCGUCCCAUGUAGGCAGUGGGGCCACUGAGCACUGCUGGAGCAACAGGCCAGCAGGGGAGUCAAGUGAGCAGGCAGGUGGAGCUCUCGCUCCGCACCAGGGCCCCUCUGCGGUCUGCAGCCGUUUGCAUUUCCUGAAACCGGAUCUUGGUGUCGGAGCCGCCCCCAGGCAGGGCAGGCUCCUCAGCCAUGGCCCUGCGCAAGGAGCUGCUCAAGUCCAUCUGGUAUGCCUUCACCGCGCUGGACGUGGAGAAGAGCGGCAAGGUCUCCAAGUCCCAGCUCAAGGUGAGGGGCAUCCGGGACCCAGGGGAGGCCGGAACACUCACCACACCAGUCCUUGCUGCCCGGGACUCAGGCGCGAAAGCUGUGCUACUCCGCUGGCACCCUGCCAUCCGGUAGCUCUGGCCUGGGGUAGAUGGCCGGUACCUGGUGACUGGUGACUGAGUCAGUGUGGCCCAGUGGAUGCUGCUGCCCGCUUCUCAGAGGCAGCAGCAAAGUGUGGACAGAGCCAGUGCCCAGAACCUGGCCCCGGACUGGAGGGUUCUGAGAGCCAUGAGCCAGGCCACUUCCCAGGCUCCUUAAGGUCUUUCCAGAGUCAUGCUUGGGCAUGCAUCCUACUCCUCCCUGCUGUUGCCUCUAGCUUUGAAGAAAGACAGUUAGCUAGUACUUUUCACUUACUUCCUCUGGAGCUGAGAGAAGUAUAAAGGGCCUCCCCUAUUUGCAAACCAGGCUGGCUUCUGAACCUUCAUGUGGGACAGAGCUGGGGAGGGGUUAUACUGAUACUCACCAUCUGGCUUGAGAACGCGCACAGGCAGGUUGGCAAACGUAUUUAGGCCUUGAGCUUGGAGUGGAGGUCGAGUCCAGCACAGCCCCAUCAGUGUCCUAAAGUCAUCAUCUGGCCUAGACAGUUCCAGGGAGACCAAGAAGUUUCUCUCUUCCUCCAGUCCUGGGUUGGUACUGCCUUCUCCACCCUAGUUAACAGGGAGAAAGCAAGGUCCUGGGCCACUAGAACCAGGGAGCACUGAGGAAAGGCGCAGCAAAGGCCUCAGCUCCUGGGGACCUGCCUUAGUGUUCGUUCACUUACCGUAAAUACUUCACUGAGUGCUCUGCAUGAGGCUAUGUAACUGGCAUUAGGACAGGCCCUAGAUUCUUGGUAGAUUCUUGGUAUCUUCCUUGCCCUCUCUUCAAAAGAGAGGUACAGUCACAACCUCCAUUUUUUUUUUUUUGGUGGUACUGUGGUUUAAACUCAGGGCCUCAUGUCUACCACUCUUAAUAACCAAGGUAGGAGGUGCCUAGAAAGCUGGAAGGCAAAUAGGUAUGCCUCACCUCCAUUCCAUCCCUCCACAUUGCUGAAUUUGGACCCUAUGAACCUGGGGGUCUCACUAGUCCUUUCCCAAAAUCUAUCCCUGAGCCAGGUUUGAGAGGAUCUAAUACAUAAUUUUCUUCUUUCCUAUGGAGAAUCCACUACUACCUCCCAAGGGGCAGGUUCUUCCUUAUAUCCUACUUAAAUCCCUUUUAUUGUACCUCAUAUCAUCUAGAUGGGUCCUGCCAUAUAGAUGGAAGCAAAACAGAUCACCCAAAAACUAGCACUGGCAGAAAUUCUCCACAUCCAUCUCUCACUCUGCCCCUAUUAUGUCUUGCCAGGACAAUCCCAGACCCCAUGGCUACUUGCUUCCAAGGUGUUACUUUCCCUCUCUUCUGUCUCCUGAGCCAUCUCUGGCUCUGUCCUUCACAUAUCGUUCCUCAAGUGGCUCCCAUUUUCUGGUGCCAUCUGCCACUAAGGUGCCCUAGCUUGAACCUCUGUAUUGGUCUCUGACUGGCCCAAUGCCCACUCCCCGGACCCCACAGGAUGAGUAUUUCUGGGGAAGACUGCAUGGAGAGUUUGAAUGUG